Molecule: messenger RNA, 3379 nt
Organism: Podospora pseudopauciseta
Lineage: Eukaryota; Fungi; Ascomycota; Sordariomycetes; Sordariales; Podosporaceae
Gene: PEX29
Product: Peroxisome size and maintenance regulator
Exons: 3
Coding region: 1808-3328 (506 amino acids)
Biological process (GO): peroxisome organization
Cellular component (GO): peroxisomal membrane
Source: RefSeq, a predicted model, not a curated record
ACAACCACAGGACAUGUCAGCUCCUCAUAUAUCUGUCACUCGAUUGAUUGGAUAUGAAUCACGACAGCUCCUCCCAACUUAGUAAGUUGCAAACGAACCGCCUGGCUCAGCAUGAGUCGUAGAGCAAUGCAAAAGAGGCAUUGGGCAAAGGAAACAAAAACAAACUCGAAACUGUCGGCCCUCUAGCAUGGCGCUACGGGAGCAACAUGCAGGAGGAAGGCUGCCCUUGCAGCACAAUGCCAGUAUUGUCCCAUUCAAGGCACGGCAACACUCCAGAUGCUAGCUGUUAGUGGCGUCGACUCGUCGACGGUGAGGAGGGGACCGCCAAAAAAACCACCAAGCCAGCAAACUCUGCCUGGCUGUCUUCGAAACGGGAAUGACGAGCACAGUCUCUGCUGCCAGCGGGUUCCGCUCGGCUUCUGCGGUCCUUGCUUGGCACCACUCACCUUCCAGCAUCGAGAGCUUCCCAGCCUGCCACCUGUGCACCGCGCUGCUGCAAACCCCUCUUCCAGGUAUCGUGUUGCGAAGAAGCGGUGUCCCUACAUACCUAGAUCUAUCUGUACAUGUGCCUGAAUGGGUCCAUCGGCGCAUCGUGCCUAUCAACAACACAGCAACCAGCACGACCUUGCUUGUUGUCGACUACCUGGCUGUUGUUUGUUGUUUGUUUAACAGAGGGCAUUAAGACAGUUUAGGAAUCGACCUCAGCAACCUGGCCCCUCAUCCCGGCUCGUUAUUAUGCGACAAUGGAUUUCAUCUUGAAGGGCAUCUCGACUAUCGACCCGGAAAUGCCCCGAGCCGUCAUGGCCAUUGGCUCUUCAGAUAGAAGGGCGAGUUAUAUCCCUAAUUUCCGAUCGUGUCUCAUCGAAACUGGCUGGGGAGAUAAUAAUGUUCGGUUGUUGACUGUUUUUGGAUGCAGAACCAACUGGUGGUAUGGAGUAGUAUUGAUGCAUUUCCCAGUUCAUUUCGAUUUUCGAGAACAUUUCGGCCACGCGCCAACCACGCGUGCCAGGCGCGCUAUACUACGCCGUAGUAUCAUCAGUAAAUGUCGUGCCUCAUCUCCUGUCAACGUUCUUGAUGUAACAUCAAACAAUUGUGAAGCUCCUCGUUCUUGGAGAAGCCAUCGGACGCGGCGGGGAAAAGCAGGAUUCGCGGGACCCUGCAGAUGGCCUGCCGAAUUCCGUGCCUUUUAGCGGAGUGACGGCCCCGGAUGUAGCCACUGAACCCGGCGCUCCGGUACGAACGGGCGUGCUUCAGCGCGUGGUUUUGGGCAUCGCAUGUUUUGGUCGUACACUCUUAUUCCACGCAAGUUGGCCGAAUGGUGCGAUAUGGCGUUCCGUGAAAUGUAACAAAGAUGCUGAUUAUUUAUGUACAAAUGUCCUUUCUGCUGUACUUUGCAGCACCUAAACGUAGCGCUUGUCUUGGCCCAGUUUUGUGGCAUGUGACGUUGUGUGGCCCGGGCUUGAGAGGUUCACCAGUGACGACACCGGACACGCAACCUCAGUCUUGCAGCCACCACCUGAAUCUUAUCGGCAUCUCCCCUUCAACAAUUGUAACAGCCUCAUCUACCGAGCACCCGUCAACCGUUGAACCCAUUCUUUCAUCGAGACUCCUGCGUAUCGCGCAGUUCGACUCCUGGGACCGGCUCUCAUCCAGACUUGACCAUCGAACCGGUUGUGGGGCUCUCAUGAGUGAUGCAUGAGAUUCACAUGCAUCCAAGAACAGAAUAGUGAGACAGAAUCAUCCACACUCCGGUCUUCAGCGCAUAAUCAUCGAUAAACAUCACGAUCUCCCUUGAUUUAUUAUCACGAUGGUGGAUGAACUGGAAGAACAGUUAUUGACUGCCGCCGAUGAAUCCGUCAUGCCAGAAGGUGAUGAAAGCCAACCAUCACAACCACAAGAUCAUCAAUCUCGCUCGGCGAGGAAAGUAAAAAGCUUGAAGAAUGGUAUAUUUCGGGCUGCAAGUAUACAAGACAAACUACUAGAAAAACUUCUAUCACAAGUGAUACCAGCAGAAGAUGGUCACACACAAACACCCUCUAUCAUGGGAGGUGACGACCCUCCAGCCUUUGCCGAACGACCCGGAUUCUCUAUCCCUUUGAUGUCCAACAACUUCCGCCGCUUCAACGCUCGCAUUGGUGUGGUUUUCAAAUUCCAGUCUCGAGCUCUGAAAGUGCUUUCAUGGCGCAAACCAACCCACACCCUCUCCCUCCUCGCAGUCUACACCUUCGUCUGCCUCGACCCCUACCUCCUCUUCGCACUUCCCCUCGCGAUAGGCGUUUUCUUCAUCUUCGUCCCCUCCUUCAUCGCCCGUCACCCUGCCCCGUCAACAUCCUCCGACCCCGACCACCAAGUCCGAAACCUAGGCUAUUCCCCCCGUGGCCCUCCUUUAGCACCAGCUCGCAACUUCCAGCCCACCAAAGAGCUGUCCAAGGACUUCUUCCGCAACAUGGGUGACCUCCAAAACGUCAUGGAGGAUUUCUCCGUCGUCCACGACAAAGUCGUGACUCUAAUCGUCCCCGUAACCAACUUCUCCGACGAGGCGCUCUCAUCCGCUAUUUUCGUCGGGCUAUUCGCCGCUCUGGUAGUAAUGCUCAUAUCAGCCCACCUCAUCCCCUGGCGCUACCUCAUGCUUGUGGGGGGCUGGGGUGCCAUAUUGUCUGCUCACCCAACAAUCAACAGGCUUGUCGCUCAAGCCACGGAGCAGUACCUUCACCACAAUCCCACGCUCUCUUCCCCGACCGACCCUCACCCGGUUAAAAUCCCCACUGUUGACAUCCCAGCUUUGCUAUCGAAGGAAAUAAUCCUCGACUCCGCCCCUGAAACCCGCGAGGUGGAAAUCUUUGAACUUCAACGGUUGAGUCAUUACCCCGGAGGGGAGUGGGAACCAUGGGUUUUUUCCCCCUCGCCAUACGACCCUUUAUCAGCCCAGCGCAUCUCUGGGCAGCGACCGCAGGGAACGAGAUUCUUUGAGGAUGUCCAGCCGCCAGAAGGGUGGGAGUGGUCAGAGAAGAAGUGGGGGCUUGAUCUGUGGAGCAGGGAGUGGGUAGAGGAGAGGAUUAUUACGGGCGUGGAGAUUGAGACGGAGGGGGAGAGGUGGGUUUAUGAUAUCGCCUCUUCUUCGGAAAAGUCUGCUGGUGGUGGUGGGGGGAUGGGGACGAUUGGGGAGGAAAGUGAGGAGGAGCCAGUGAGGAGCGGUAAUCAGUCUACCCCGAUGAAGCAGAAUGGGGGGUUGAGUUGGGAGGAGGGGGAGGAGGGGAUGGGACGGAGGGGGGAGUGGAGGAGAAGGAGGUGGGUGAGGAUGGUGAGGAGGAAGAAUGUUACUGGCUAGGUUAACAGAACUACAGAAUGGUAGAGGAUAGGUUUAUGAAUGGGAUGAGUU